This is a messenger RNA of Neoarius graeffei (lesser salmon catfish), 1352 nucleotides long. It is a transcript of the gene igf3, whose product is annotated as insulin-like growth factor 3. The record is from RefSeq and is a predicted model, not a curated record. Gene Ontology annotation, cellular component: extracellular region. NCBI's taxonomy places the organism in Eukaryota, Metazoa, Chordata, Actinopteri, Siluriformes, Ariidae. The transcript is spliced from 4 exons. Bases 380 to 982 code for a protein of 200 amino acids. Gene Ontology annotation, molecular function: hormone activity.
UCACCCAGUGUGUUUUCUUACCAAAAGGAACAUAAAAACAAAAAUGCAUCAUGAUCGGAGGAACUUUUCAUUUUUGGGGGAAACUGAUGCACCCUAACACACACACACACACACACACAUUUUCUGCGUCUCUGUGAUGUUUUCACAUGAACAAAUCAUUAAAGUAAUGAAAAAUAAGAGAUAAUGGAAACCGAUGGCCACCAGUUUAUCAUGGAGCACACUGAACUAAUUAUUAGUGUGUGUGUGUGUGUGUGUGUGUGUGUUUAGGGUGUUAGAAUAGGGUGUGUGAUCAAGGUCUAGCUCCUCCUCUCUGACUAUAAGACACACACACACACGCCCGUCUCUCAGUGGAAGACGAACUACAGUGUCUGCAGCCGUCAUGACACACACUUGGCAUGGAGUCACACCUGCACUACAGUCUUGUGAUAAGCUGCAGGUGUCCACAUGCACUCGUGUGUGUCCUGUGCAGGUGCUGUGUUGGAGGAGUGUGUGUGUGUUGUACACUCUGUUGGUGUGUGUGCUGCUGCCUGAAUUCGCUCACUCAGCAAAACCUCGGUGUGGCGUGGAGCUCAUCGCAGAUCUUCAGCUUGUGUGUGGAGAUCGCGGAUUUUAUAGAGGUCAUCCUGGAGCAGUGAGGAACGCAAGUCCACGCCGCAGAGGGAAAGGAAUCGUGGAGCAGUGCUGUAUAAAAGGAUGCGACCUGCAGCAUCUGGAACAUUACUGCGCCAAACCGAAGCGAGAGCGACGACACACAGGACACACACCGUCCACAACACACACUGAGGAUCAGUUCUGGAAGAUGUUUCUCAGACGAUAUGAGAAGAACCAGUUUGAAAACAAACCAGAGAAAUACUUGGAAAAGCUCCAAGAGCGAAUGCUGUACCACAGGAAGUUUGGAGACGUAUCACUGCCGUGUGUUACACGCAGAAAAAUCCCAAAAUUUUCUCAGCACUUAAAGCACCAAAGAAAACGGCAUAACUGAGAAGAACUUUUUUUUUUCAAAAACUCAGACAAGCAAAUGAAACAUGGAUAGCAUCAAUGAGAAAUAAAUAUUCAUUAAGCUCAUUUAAAUGUAUAUGAAUAGAUAAUUAAGCUAAUGCUAAUAAGCAAUUAUCCUUGAACGUGGCCUUUAUUUUGUGUUUAUUCAGACGCAGUAUCAUGUAGCACAGAUUUUUUUUAAAUGAAUGUUAAGUCAAUCACAAUCAUAUCAGUUAGAUAGAUAAAUAGAUAAAACUUUAUUGAUCCCUUUGGGAGGGUUCCCUCAGGGAAAUUAAAAUUCCAGCAGCAUCAUUACAGAAUAAACAGAGAAUAGAAAAUAGAGAAAACUUCUAGAUAAAUUAAGUAUUUACAUA